GUUGUCAGGUCGAGUUUAUUUGAUGUUGGAUUAGGCUAUAAGUAGUGACCGCAGCCAGCUGGCAGACAGACCGUGACCUGCUCAUAAAACCGUCAACUCGCCCUGCAUCUCCCUUUUAAUUCACUCCACUCCACUGUCCGCUACAGCGCAUGAAUCACAUGGAAGGAAUGCGAAACAUCUUUCUGCGUAUACGCGUAUCACGUACUUUGGCUAGACUUCGACUUUGUCUCUCGUCCUAUCGGAAAAGUGGACCGUCAAUGUCUCCAUGUGAAGUUACAAUGGUAUAAAUUCUCUUGUUCCGCAGUUGUGACUGGAGAAUAAGUUUAACUGUUUGCAUCCUCAGCUGCUGACAAUAAGUGGUACUAUUUCGGUGACAUUCAAAUCGGAUCAUUUGUUGGACUUCUUUCUUUCAUUCUUUAUGAUGCGAGGCUCCUGUAGAAAGUCAGGACUAAGGCUUGAAGUUUUAAUCGAUAUAAUGACGCCGGGAAAAUAGCAUCUGAGCGAAGCCAGCUUCAUCCCCUUCCGCAAGAACAAAAUUUAAUGCAACGAGGGGCAGGCAUUCAAAGAGCAAGAAUUUGAGGAGUUUAUGGUCUGUUGUUUUUAUCAGCCGGAAUCAACUAAAUUUUUUUCCGCAAGGAGGAUGACGGUGAACUGAUGCUGUUUAGUGUUUGUUGGCAAGGCCGCAUCUUUUGUGAGUAACCUUGGAUGCUACUUUGCAGCGCGUGUGAAACAUCACUGCCAUACGUUGCGUGUGCUCUCAUCACACCGGCCGUACACACAUGGACCGCAUGCCCAGCUCGACAGACGCUAUUUACCCAGAAUGCCCUUCGGAACUUCAGUCCAAAAUGGAGGAGCUCUCGGUAGAGGUAAUCGACGCAAAUGGUGCAUACUACAAGGCUUUUAUCAAGAACAUUCACGACAAUGAGGUCACAGUAGCUUUUGAAAACAACUGGUCGGCAGAGAGACGAGUGCCCUUUGCAGACGUCCGUCUUCCCCCUCCCUCGCCAAAUGACGAAGUCAAAGACUUAAAGGCCGGAGAUGAUGUGGAGGUCUAUUCUCGCUCCUUCGAAGGCGAGCCGUGCGGAUGGUGGCAAGCCAAGAUUCAGAUGAUUAAAGGGGAGUUCUAUGUCAUAGAGUACGUCGGCUACGACGCUACGUACAAUGAGAUCGUACAGCUGGACAGACUUCGACGUCCAAACACGCAGCCCAGCCUCAAUGCAGAGACAUUUCACAAGGUGUCUAUCUCCGUGCCGGCGGACAUCAGGGAAUUUGCCAAGGACCCCAAGCACCACCAAGACUUCCUCAAGUCCACCGGGGCGCUGGCCAUCGUCUACAACGACGACACCGAUUCGCUGCUUGUCUUUGGCAACUCAGCCUCCCUGAUGCGGCGGGCUGAGCUUCUAAGCGACAUGCACUUCCGCAGCCUGCGGGAGAAGGUACUGAUGCUGGGCCGGACGGAGGAGGCGGCCCAGCAGCUGGAGAGCACCCGCUCCCAGUUGGAGGGGCAGGGCAGCAGCGUGGAGGAGUUCCGGGUGGCCGAGGAUCUGAUGGGGCUGGCCAUUGGGGCACACGGUGCCAACAUCCAGAACGCCCGGAGGAUCCUGGGGGUGCGGCGCAUCGACCUGGACGAGGACACGUGCACCUUCAGGAUAUACGGGGAGGUCGAUGCCAUCCGGCAAGCCCGGGGCAUGCUGGAGUACGGAGAGGAAGUCUGUGAAGUCCCAAGGAGUGUUAUAGGCAAGGUCAUCGGCAAGAACGGCCGGGUCAUCCAGGAGAUCGUGGACAAGUCGGGCGUGGUGCGGGUCAAGAUCAAGGGGGACAACGAACGGGACAGCUCUUCAGACAACAAUUUGGUGCCCUUCAUGUUUGUGGGGACCAAGGAGAGCAUCGUGAACGCCCGGGUCUUCCUUGAGUACCACCUGGCUCACCUGAAGGACAUGGAGGAGCUGCGUAUCCAACGCCUCCAGAUUGACCAGCAGCUGCGCAACUUCAGCGGCGGCUACCAGCCCGGGCCCUACUUCCCCCCGCCCCGGGACCGCAGCGAGCGGGGCUAUGGCUCGGACUUCUCAGAAGAGGGCGGGAGUGGGCGUGGCCGGCGGGGGCGGGGCAGGGGCCGGGGUGGCUCAAGGGGGGGCAGCCGAGGCGGGCCCCGCGGGGGCCUGAACAGUUCAGGGCGGGGCUACAGUGCGUCCGACCAGGACAUGGCAUCGGGCGAGGACGGGGCGCGGUCCAGCGACUGGGCGGAGCAAGUCCGACUGGACGACAAAAACCACACCUACGAACUGAGUGGGGCCUCGUCCAGAGGCGGAGCCUCGUCCAGGGGAGGGUACCCACCCAGGGGCGGGGCUUCCAACAGAGGCCGGGGGAGGUCAUCCCAGGGUCGCGGCCGCGGCAGAGGGGGCUAUGACGGACACCGCAACAGUACACCGCCCUCGGAAACGGACGAGGACAGCUACCGGGACAACCGUCGCCGUCGAAACGACGAGGAAGAUACGCUCUUAGGGGACACAACGGUAGACGACGACACCAACAACACGGAGAAAGAAGAUGACGGGAGUAGACGGAACAAGCGCCGUCCCCGUAGACGCAGGAACAGAGGUCGUGGAGGUAGCGAAAACGGCAACGGGGUGCAUGAGAACUACGCGGACGACACAGACACCAGCAAAGCCAGCUCCCCCAUGCCCAGGCGACGUUUAGGGGGUGGUGGCAGCAGUCAGCGGGGUGCCAGCAACUCACAGGGUACCGGCGGUGCCAGGCCCCCCAGCGCGGCUGGCGACACGUUGGAGAGGCGGGAAGUCAACGGCGAGGGCAAAGCCACGGCGAGGGCUGAUAACGGCGCAGCUGCCCGGCCACCUCUGUCCAACGGACCCAAGGAGCAACGGGAUCCGAGGGGACCACGGAGCCGACGGCCACCUUCCAGCGGCCCGACCAAGGCAGUGAAAUUGCCAAGCAAUGACGCAACUCCGAAUCAACCUGCGGAUGCCCCUGCCAAGGCUGUCCCUCCCACUGUGACUAAGGAUCCGCCCCAGCUAGUCAAUGGUACAGCCUGAAUCCUUUUUGUGUGUCCUGUGAGUUCAUUCAAGGUACAGUGGCCCAUACCAGUUUUACAGGUACCAAUGAAAAGGGGGUACGCCACAUAACUUAAGAGAGUGUGUUGUUAAUUAGUGUGUGUUUAAAACUUUCUAUUAAAAGGAAUGAUUGAAGAAAGACAAACAAAGCCUGCCUUAAACAUACUGGCCAAAAUAUUUAAAUUGUUCCUAGUGGGAAGCAUGAACUGAACAGUGCCGUAAUUGUUUUGAAGUUUCACUUAAGUACAAACGAUAUAAAAGGCAUAUAGAGAACCGAUUGUAAUGAAACUUAGCCUACGGACAUCUGAUUAUUUAAUUACUACUUCUAGCAUGUUAAACUCCCAGUUUUGCGUUGUUACUUCUUUUCAAUAAAAAGUAAAACAAAAAGAGAGAUUAAAAAAAAAUUAAGCAAACGGUUUGUAGCCUAGUCCUCUUGUUCACCAAAGAUUAUCCCUUUUUUUCAUAUUUAUUCAUUGAUUCAAAAGUCAUGUACUGUACGUUGCAUGCCGGUAGUUGGCACUUAGAAAUAGGCUCCAUUUGUUUGCGUAGACUAAAGAGAGUGCAAUACGUUAAGUACGAUGAGGUUUUCUGACACGAUUUCUUCGUAUGUUUUCCAACAAUGGGUCACACUGUGUUAGCUUAAAAAAAAAACCGCGGACAGGUUUGGAAAGGUUGCAUUAAAUAAGUCACGUUUAAGUGAUCUUUUUUUAACAGCGAGAGACCUUUUUUUUCUCGUUUUGUUCAAGAUUAUGAUACAGGUUAGAAGAAAUUGAUAUGUUAGCUACCUUCCUUGUCUGCAGAAAGUAGCCAAAGGGAGCUCUUGGAUUCUUGUGGUUUCGGAAAACUUCAAGGAAAAGAAGGAAAAAAUAAACAUUGAAGCUCCCCGAGAAUGGAAGAGAAAAAUUUAAAACGUUAGAAUGCUUCAGUGAUGUUAAAGACUGUUAGCCAUUGAAAGCUUCGCUUGUACAAAUGCUGUAGCUUUUUGACACUAAAAGUUGGCAUAUUAAACACCAAAAGUAAAAAAAAAAAAA
Acanthaster planci (crown-of-thorns starfish) is the source of this 4099-nucleotide messenger RNA. RefSeq names its product RNA-binding protein FXR1-like. Gene Ontology annotation, molecular function: translation regulator activity; mRNA 3'-UTR binding. The record is from RefSeq and is a predicted model, not a curated record. Lineage: Eukaryota; Metazoa; Echinodermata; Asteroidea; Valvatida; Acanthasteridae. Gene Ontology annotation, biological process: positive regulation of long-term neuronal synaptic plasticity; mRNA transport; positive regulation of translation. Gene Ontology annotation, cellular component: cytoplasmic stress granule; nucleus; neuron projection.